CCAUGACAUUCAGGCUAAAAAUCGAAGCUGAUGAGCAAUCCUGUAAUAGUGUGUAAUAUCCUUGCGGCUAUGCAGCCAAAACUCUACCAACAAAGAAAUCAGUUAAAUAAAAAUAGACCUAACAAACACAUUAAAAUAUUUAUCUUUCCUUAUUAUUUAUCGAUAUUUUGUUGAUAAAAAAUGAAUUCUCAAAUCCAGACAUUACAUGAGACGCCACUGCCUAACUAAACAAAUAAUCAUAAAAAAACCUACCUAACCUCAAUUUUAUUGUUAUUAUUUUGAUUUGAUAUAAGAAAAUGAGCAACGAAAACUCCGUUAUCUACGGUCUAGAGUUCCAGGCCAGAGCCCUAGCGCCCCGUCUAGCGGAAACCGAAAAAAUCCACUUCCUAAUUGGCACCCAAUCCCUGAAGCAAACCAACAACCAAAUCCAUCUAGUCGAAUUCAACGAAGAAAUCUCCACAAUUAAAACCUCGGUUUUCCACCAUUCCGAAGGAGAAAUAUGGAAAAUUACCACCAGUCCUUUGGACGCUUCAAAACUUGCAACUUGCUAUAACGUAGUAGCAAACGAGAACAGCUGCAGCUUCAAAACCGCUAUACUCCAACUCCCAGACACAGAAAACCCCGAUAAUAUUGAAAAUUUGGAAAUCCUAACCAAAUUCGAUACUAGCCAAUAUGGCAGCGAAAUAAAAACCACAGAAUUCCACCCCAACGACCCAGCAAAGGUAGCUAGUGUAAUCGAUAACAACAUAAUCCUUUGGGAUGUAUCAGAAACUGAUGCAAAACCCAUAAAGUCUUUCCAACUAGAAGGCAAACACAACCCCAAAUUUACAACAGGCAAGUGGAACCCGCACCAAAACUGCAAUCAAUUUACAGCUGCAACAGAAACCCAUUUAAAAACUUAUGACAUCAGAAUGGGAGAUUUAGCUUGGCAAAUCGAUAACGCCCACGACCAACUAAUCAGAGACUUAGAUUACAACAUGAACAAACAGUACCAUGUAGCCACAUGCGGCGACGACGCCUUUGUUAAAAUAUGGGACUUCAGACAACCCACAAACCCAGUUUAUUCAAGGAAUGAACACUCCCAUUGGGUUUGGUGUGUGAGAUUCAAUCAUUUUCAUGAUCAAUUAAUAUUGACUGCAAGCUCUGAUGCCCGGGUACUUUUAUCGAGCGCAGCAAGUGUCAGCUCAGAGAAUAAUAUUGAUAUGAGUGAAGAUAAAACUGAAAGUAAACCUUUGUUGUCUGAUGGUCCAUUGCAAUGGUGUGAGCAUGAGGAUAGCGUUUAUUGUGCUGAAUGGUCACCCUCAGAGCCUUGGGUGUUUGCUUCCUUGAGCUACGAUGGGAGAUUGUUGAUUUCUAGAGUUAAAAAGUCUUUAAAAUAUCAAAUAAUGUUAUAGAGGAAUUUUGUUUUAUGUAUUUAUUUAAGAAAUAAAAAUUUGUUUGUGGAUAUGUA
This is a messenger RNA of Ceutorhynchus assimilis (cabbage seed weevil), 1450 nucleotides long. The record is from the annotation of a GenBank genome assembly. NCBI's taxonomy places the organism in Eukaryota, Metazoa, Arthropoda, Insecta, Coleoptera, Curculionidae.